GGCUCUGUAGCACAAUGAUCGGAAGACUGGCUGCUUUGAUUCUUCUAAGUACUGCGUCCCUGAUUCAAACUGCAGAGGUUCCUCACCAGAUCUCUUCGACUGUGGUUGAACUUGGAGAUAAUUUGACUCUGUCAUGUUCAUUCAGUGAAAAUGAAGCCGGGUUGUUUUACUGGUAUAAGAUAAAGUUUGGAUAUAUGGUUCAAACUGUUGCAUCAGGAACUUUAAAGUCAAUAAAACUUCAAGGACAAUUUGACAACUCAAGAUUUGAAGUCACAAAUUUGAACGCUCAGUAUGUUCUUAAUAUCAGAAAUGUAAACAAAGAAGAUGAAGCAACAUACUUCUGUCUAGCAGGAUCGGCAUACAUAAUGAAACUCAUUAACGGCACACUUUUGGCUGUGAAUGAUCAUAAAAAUGUGCAGAAAUCUGUCCUCGUGAAACAAAGUCCGGAGACGGAGUCGGUCCGGCCGGGCGACUCAGUGACUCUCCAGUGUUCACUUCUCUCCACUGACAAAGAAAACGCAGAUCAGUGUCCAGGUGAACACGAUGUGUACUGGUUCAGAUCUGGAUCAGGAGGAUCACAUCCAAGCAUCAUUUACACUCACAGUGACGAACAAAAGGAAAGAAGUUGUGUCUACAGUCUGUCCACAACUAUACAGAACUCAUCUGAUGCUGGGACUUACUACUGUGCUGUGGUCACAUGUGGACAGAUCCUGUUUGGUGAAGGAACUAAAGUGGAGACAAAACAAAAACUGGACCCGUUACUCAUUGUGCUCGUGAUGCUGCUGGCCUGCUGUUUGAUUGGGAUUGCUGCACUAAUUAUCUCCAGAAAUCAAAAGCCAGUUUGUGAACAUUGCAAAGGAAAAGCCUCUAAUCGUGCUCAACGUGCUCGAUCAGCUGAGGAUCAACCAACUAAUGUGGAUGGUGAAGUGCAACUGAACUAUGUAGUGCUGGAUUUCCCCUCACAAAAAGCUAAAAGAUGGAGGAAUAACAGGGAGUUACCACAGGACUGUCUGUACUCUGGCACGAGUGAUUAUCAGUGAAGAAAGUACAUAUAACAGUGAUAUGUUCAUUGUCACAUAAAAUACAUUUCUUGCAGCUUGGAUUCCUGUAAAAAAUAAACGAGAUGAGAGAUUGUUAAUGGUAUUUUUAAAAGCAUAAUCAGAGAGAUUAGUUUAAGAUAGAGUUUACUGUAUGAUUUGUGAUGUUGCCUGGUGAAACCAAGAAUAGAUAUGAAUUAUUAUUUUAUUAGUUGUAUUAUGUCUUGUGAUAUUGAUCUUGUGUACUCAAAAUCGGACUGAAAUAUGUAAAAAAAUAUAUUUUAUUGCCAUUAAAAAGAAAAUUUGUGAA
This is a messenger RNA of Cottoperca gobio, 1347 nucleotides long. RefSeq lists its product as uncharacterized. Bases 15 to 1040 code for a protein of 341 amino acids. The record is from RefSeq and is a predicted model, not a curated record. NCBI's taxonomy places the organism in Eukaryota, Metazoa, Chordata, Actinopteri, Perciformes, Bovichtidae. Gene Ontology annotation, biological process: response to bacterium. The transcript has 6 exons.